ACAGUAGUACCAGAAUGCUGCUCGCUUUUAGCGAAUGUUAUGUAAGAGCUCAGUGAUUUUCAUGAAUCAGUUGUGAGCUACUUUGCUGUGAAAAAAAAAAAAAAAAAACCCAGCAGUGCUUCUCGGAUUUCACAUGGCAUUUAGGUUUUGUUGGGUCAAACGCAUGAGAAAUUGAAAUUGGCUACUUGCUAGAAGCAGAGGGGGUCACGUAUUGAGAAGGAAGAAUAACAUGAGUUGCAGUAGAGAGAGAAGCGUUGUGAUGUGUGCUGCAGUGGAACCCAGGACUGCUAUGACCUGUGACCUCUGAAGACACACGUGGAAGAAGAGAGACAACUUUUUACAAACUUCAGAAAGACCCUGCCGCCAACAACAACAAGACCAAAGAAAAGACAAUGGAAUAAAUGAAUCUCCAGCAUGGACGUGGAAUUAAGGAUACCUCAGUCAAGAAGCAGGGACCCUGGAUGUUGAUCCUACUCUGAUAAUCUUUCUCCCUGUGGAAUCUGUGCUGAUAAUGCACUAACCCAAUGCUCAGCAGAGAUAUGGUGAGGAAAAAGAACCCCCCUUUGAGAAGCUUCGGCGGUGAGGAAGAAGGAGAAGGUGAGGCUCUGGCCGCGGAGGCCACCGGGCCAGAUAGCGAGGACAGUGCCGGGAGCCGGGCCUCAGAGCCCAACGGUGCCGACGGGCUGCUGCCGGCCGAACUAGGUCGGGCCCACGUGCCAGUCCCAGACGAGCAGGAGGACUCCUCUUCCUCCCCGGGCUCCGUCUCAGGCUCCAUCAAACGGGACGGAGGAGGGAGGGGCGGCGGAGGAGUGGGAACAGCGACGACAGUAAACACCGACAGGCCUGUCUUUAAUUACCCCAGCCACAAGAAGGGAGGAAAUGUAGCGUCCUUCCCCUGCCACGAGGUGACAGACUCAGAUCUGCCGGCGCUCCCAUCCUGGGCCGGGCCCGACGGGGCUGUGUCUCUGUCUCCUCUCAGAUCAGAACCAGAUGAGGGGGACGGGAGACAGGCACGCAGCCCGGCGGGGGAGCUGCUGCUGGGGAAGGUCGGGGAGAGAGGAGGGGGAGAAAGGGUGGGUGUCAGGGAGGGGUUGCUGCUGGGCGCCCGAGGGAGGGGUGUCAUCGUCCAGGGCGUCACCAGUAACGGGGAGGACAAGGACACCUCCUACAGCCCCACAGGGGGGACUUCAGUCCACCAGGGUGGGGUGGAGGGCUCUGGAUACCCCUUGCUACGCCCCCUCCACCCACAUAGGGGGGCAGGCGAGGGGGCCGGGGACAUCACACCCAGCCCCCUGGGGGCCGAGACAGGGGUAGCCCCACCCUGCUCUCCCAAACUGCAGGACUUCAAGUGCAACAUCUGUGGGUACGGUUACUACGGGAACGACCCCACGGACUUGGUUAAGCACUAUCGGAAGUACCAUCUGGGCCUGCACAACCGCACACGGCAGGACGCAGAGCUGGACACUAAGAUACUGGCCCUGCACAACAUGGUGGGCUUCUCCUCACAGAGCCAACACGCCAAAGACACUACACGGCCCCCGUCCUACACCGCCCUGACCGGGGCGCCACAGGACUCUACAGGGUCACCACGCAUGUUACUUAACGGCACCUAUGACGUACAGGUGACGCUGGGAGACACCUUCAUCGGCAUCGGGAGGAAGACUCCGGACUGUCAGGGAAACACCAAAUACUUCCGCUGCAAGUUCUGUAACUUCACCUACAUGGGAAGCUCCUCAGUGGAGCUGGAGCAACACUUCUUGUCUGCCCACCCCAACAAGAUGAAAUCCCAGCCCCCGCCACUGCCGAACGACGACAAGCUCUCGGAAGGGAAGGGGAACUAUGUGACACGGGGUGGUGGCGUGGAGGGGGCGGAACCGGGAAAGUGGGAGAACCGGGUGGCGGUCCGUGCGGAGGACGACUCGGUGGCUGGCUACUCCGUCCCCAUCCACACCACAGACUCGCCGGGCUGGACGGGGGCUGACGGCGGGGCCACAGACUCACCUGGCUGGACGGGGGCCGACGGCAGGUCCACAGACUCACCUGGCUGGACGGGGGCCGACGGCAGGUCCACAGACUCACCUGGCUGGACGGGGGCCGACGGCGGCUCCACAGCGGUGGCCUAUUACUGGUGUAAGUACUGCAACUUCAGCUGUGAGUCGCCCAGCUCACAUCGCCUGCUGGAGCAUUAUGAGAGGAGACACAGACAACCUGGAGGAGGAAGAGGGGGGACCAGGGAGGGCAGCCCAGCCAAGAGGGAGCGAAGGAGCAGCAAAUCCAGGGACGGAGAGAGAGACCCCCACAGCCGGAGGAAAGACAAGACAGGAACGAGUGGCUCGAUGGGCGCAACGGACCCGGAGACGGUGGUGACCAGCUACAACUGCCAGUUCUGUGACUUCCGCUACUCCAUGAACCACGGGCCUGAGGUUAUUGUGGUGGCGCCUCUGCUCCGCCACUACCAGCAGGCCCACAGCAUCCACAAAUGCACCAUCAAGCACUGCCCGUUCUGCCCGCGUGGCCUCUGCAGCCCUGAGAAGCACCUGGGGGAGAUCUCCUUCCCAUUUGCUUGCAGGAAGAGCGCAUGCUCCCACUGCGUCCUCCUUUUCCUCCAGCUGUCCCCCCAGGGUCGCUCCCCAACUCCCAGUCCCAGCGUCACCCACCUGUGUGACCAGUGUCCCUACGCCACCAGCGACAUCGACCUGCUUCUGCUGCACUACGACAGUGCCCAUGCCACCCACGGCGUGCUGGAGGUCAAGCCCGAGCAGGAGGGAGCUGAGACGGGGAGGUACUCGGCCCCUAAGGGCCCUCACGGGGAGCACUCAUGCACCAAGUGCCAUUUCAUCACAGAUGUGGAGGAGGAGAUCUUCCGUCACUACAGGAGAGUCCACGGCUGUUGUCGGUGCCGCCACUGCAGCUUCACCGCCUCCGACACCUUGUCACUGCUGGAUCACUUCAACACGGCCCACUGCAAAGAGACCUCCGCCUCCUCCGCCACCACCAACGGCUGCUCCGCCACAACCCCCUCCACCCUCAGCAUCAAGGAGGAGAGCAAGGGCGACCUCAAGCUCUACAGCCUGGUUCCCCCAGAGAGCCGCGCCGCCGAGGCAGGGCCCGGGGCCGAAGGGGUGAAGAGCGAGGCCCUGGACGAGAAGGAGGCCCAGGGGUCCAAGGGCUGGAUGGAGGCCAGAGAGGCCCAGGUCCAAGCCCACGCAGCAGGCCUUGUGUGGGUGCCUAAGGAGCGGGCCAGGGACAUCCUGAGGGGUAGUCCGGCCCAGUUCCCCCAGGGCGCCCUGAGUCUACUCAACGCUGUGGCUGCCUCCCAGGAGCACCACCACCAGCAGCAGAAGGGGGUUUCAGUGGUGCUCAGGGACUCCCCAGGCCUGGUGUUCAGUCUGGGGGGAGUCGACACCAAGGCCUUCCUUCCAGGACAGACUCCUGGUGGGGCCGACAAACCUGGGCAUCUGGCGCAGCAGUACUCCUCACCCACCGAUGGCAAGGCCAAGGAGGAGUCCCAGUCACUCUUACGGAGACGUCGAGGCUCGGGGGUGUUCUGUGCCAACUGUCUCACCACUAAGACCUCUCUGUGGAGGAAGAAUGCCAACGGGGGAUAUGUGUGCAACGCCUGUGGCCUCUAUCAGAAGCUCCAUUCGACUCCCCGGCCGCUGAACAUCAUCAAGCAGAACAAUGGUGAGCAGAUCAUCCGCCGGCGCACGCGGAAGCGCCUCAACCCCGACCCUCUGCCCUCCGAACCCGUGGGCUCCAAGCAGCGGAGGGUCAGCAGUGAGGAACGCCUCAACCCCGACCCUCUGCCCUCCGAACCCGUGGGCUCCAAGCAGCGGAGGGUCAGCAGCGAGGAACGCCUCAAUGGCAGUCCCCUGGAGCGCCGGCCAGGAGAGGAUGGGCCAGGCUCGGAAGGAGUGCCCUACGAGGCCUGCGGGUCCUCUGGGUUCAAGGGUCACCCCAGUCCCCGCUCCACCCACUCCUUCCUAGUUAGCCAAACCCUGGAGAUUCACAAGCGAAUGCCUCCUUUGCACAUACACAACAAGAACCCUGCAGAGGGGGGGGCGGAGGGGAACGGGGUGGGCUCGGCUGGGGUCCAUCACACGGGCUUGGAGGGGAAGGGUAGCUUGUCCUCCGAGAGGGGUAGCCCCAUCGAGAAGUACAUGCGUCCCUCCAAACAGGCCAGCUACUCGCCACCGGGCAGCCCCAUCGAGAAGUACCAGUACCCGUUCUUCAGCCUGCCCUUCAUCCACAAUGACCUGCAGAGCGAGUCCGACUGGAUGCGCUUCUGGACUAAGUACAAGAUGUCUGUUCCUGGCAACCCACAGUACCUAGGCCACAUGUCUGGUCUGCCCAACCCUUGCCAAAGCUUUGUGCCUUACCACACCUUUAGCCUGCCCUCACACUUCCCUCUCCCGCCCUCCGCCGGCCCCGAAAGUGACAUCCCUCUCGACCUGGCCAUCAAACAUUCCAAACCGUCCGCCAACGGCUCCACCGCCUCUGCCUUUACCGUCAAGGAGAGGAGUAGCGGCGCCUUGCCCACGGUCACGGCGGGGAAGGAGGAUGAGAAGCAUAGAGAGCAGCAGGAGAGAAGAGAGGAGAAAGUAGACGAGGGGGCAUCCCCCCAGCCUUCUCCUCCCCCAGACGUUGCAGCCAAGCCGGAGAGGGUGGACCAGGGCACUCAGGAUGAGCUGACCAGUAAGGAGAGGGUGGACCAGGGCACUCAGGAUGAGCUGACCAGUAAGGAGAGGGUGGACCAGGGCACUCAGGAUGAGCUGACCAGUAAGGAGAGGGUGGACCAGGGCACUCAGGAUGAGCUGACCAGUAAGGAGAGGGUGGACCAGGGCACUCAGGAUGAGCUGACCAGUAAGGAGAGGGUGGACCAGGGCACUCAGGAUGAGCUGACCAGUAAGGAGAGGGUGGACCAGGGCACUCAGAAUGAGCUGACCAGUAAGGAGAGGGUGGACCAGGGCACUCAGGACGAGCUGACCAGUAAGGAGAGGGUGGACCAGGGCACUCAGGAUGAGCUGACCAGUAAGUGUGUCCACUGUGGCAUCCUCUUCCUGGAUGAGGUUAUGCACGCCCUGCACAUGAGCUGCCAUGCUGACGGAGGGCCCUUCCAGUGCAGCAUCUGCCUGCAUGCCUGCGCAGACAAGUACGACUUCACCACACACAUACAGAGAGGGCUUCACCUGCCCACCGUCGAGGCUGAGGCCGAUGCUGAGGCCGAUGCUGAGGCCGAUGCUGUGGCAGAUGCUGAGGCCGAUGCUGGGGCCGAUGCUGAGGCUGAUGCUCCAAAGGAUUGUGUGUGAUUUUGGUGCAUUACAGACUUGGACCUUAAACACAGGCAUAGCAGUAUGAAAAAGAACAAAAUAAACGGACUAAAGCGUACUGUAAUGAUUGAAUGAGAAGAAGACUUUUUGCUCAACGUGCCAUGAUAGCUUCUGUAGGGAACUCAUAUCAUCUAAACAUUUAUAUUGGACAUAAUACAGAACAAGCGAUUGGCUGUUUCCUUUUUCUUCUUUUGUAAAGGAAAACGCUUUUGAAGAAAGUGGUACUACAAAUAGACGCUUAUUUUUAGUUUUUUUGUUGCUAUUGUUUAUUUUUUUAUUCGGAAGUGUUACUUUGACAAGGCAGUUCGGCGAACAACAAGGUACAUCUGCACGGGCUGAAUGUUCUCUUACCUGGUUGGUUCAAUGUUCCAAACGGAAUGAGGAAGUGGGGAAACAUUAGUCGUCUGUCAUAAUCUCCUUCACAGUGGAUGGGCAGAGCGAUGACUAGUGAUUGGACCGUCCUCAAAUAAACGUCCUCAGGGAACGUGGCUGAGUCAAACAACAUAUCCUACAGUGCUUUCAGUUGUAUCGGUCUCCACUUAACAUCCAACUAAGUGUCUAUGUUUUAAUGUAUUUUAGUUAUAGAUACUGUUUGUUCGUUUUUUUGUUUUUUUGGGGGGGGGACUAUUGUCACAGAACUUCCUCUAGACAUUUUAAGCUGCUGCCUUAGUUGCUAGGAUACAAACCUUAUAUCACUAAAGACAUUUGGGAAGGAAGAAAAAUGCAAAAAGCAAUAUUUUUUCUAAGUUGUUAACAUGAAAAAUUCAUAAUAUCAGUGCCUGAUAUAUUGAACAAAGUAUUUUCUACCUGGUAUGUUGAUAUGCAACAUUGACUUUGCAUUGAGUAAAGGGCCAUGAGCUUCACUCUGUAAAACUGUUUACAUUUGCAAAUGUAGCAAACAAGGUAAUGAAGCAAAAUUCCUGCAAUUCAGAGUAUUUUUCUCUCAUGUGGACAGGACAGGACGAUCACGAAACAAAACAGAGGCCUUUUGUCAGAAGGUUGAAUGGGAGAUGAAAUGCAGUCAAAUGAUUUGUUCUGUUUGUUUGAAUGGCACAGAGGCACUAUCCAUUCCAUGUCUUUCUUUGUGUGCUCCUGCUCGUACACUUUGAAAUGCUUUAUUGUCUAUACAGAUGCCCUGUAUUGGACUUUGUUCAUCCUGUAUGUUUUUUUUAAGAGAAGCUGAUAUACUGUAGCUUGGUUAUAAGAAUUGUUCUGUGAGCUUUACAGCUUUGAGCAUCAUAGGUUUACACAAGGCCCUAUUUUUUUGU
Oncorhynchus tshawytscha (Chinook salmon) is the source of this 6598-nucleotide messenger RNA. Its product is annotated as trichorhinophalangeal syndrome I. Gene Ontology annotation, molecular function: RNA polymerase II transcription regulatory region sequence-specific DNA binding; DNA-binding transcription factor activity; zinc ion binding. Gene Ontology annotation, biological process: regulation of transcription by RNA polymerase II. Bases 525 to 5309 code for a protein of 1594 amino acids. The record is from RefSeq and is a predicted model, not a curated record. Gene Ontology annotation, cellular component: nucleus. Lineage: Eukaryota; Metazoa; Chordata; Actinopteri; Salmoniformes; Salmonidae. The transcript has 8 exons.